AUGCCGUCGCCGGACGCGGCGGCGAGGCACACGGGCGCCGGCGUGGCGCGUCGGCAGGCCCACCGCGAGCGGAUGCGUGACGAGCGCGCUCGGGAAGCGGCCGCGGGCGAUGCGGAGCUUCCGCCGGAGGACGACGCGGUCGAGAUGGCGAGCGCCGUCCACGUGCUGGACAGCGUGGCGGAGGUGGGCCCGAACUACACCCUGCUGCGCAGCAAGGAGACGAAGGCGAAGCGGUAUGGGACAAAAGCGUCGAAAAUAAAGUACGCCGCCGAGCGUGCCACCGAAGGCGUCCUGGCGGAGGUGGUGGAGUUUGAGACCUGA
Messenger RNA from Emiliania huxleyi CCMP1516, 321 nucleotides. RefSeq lists its product as hypothetical. The record is from RefSeq and is a predicted model, not a curated record. The transcript has 2 exons. NCBI's taxonomy places the organism in Eukaryota, Haptophyta, Isochrysidales, Noelaerhabdaceae. The coding region runs from base 1 to 321 and encodes 106 amino acids.